CUCUCCUGCCAAACCAGUAAAUAUCAGGCGAGCUAACAGACACAGGCUGUUUAGCUGCUCUCUGCUUCAGUCAGAAUAGAAAAAUGUUUUAUUAUCUAACUUAGCCAGCUAACAGUCCGGCGUCUGUUGGUUCUGUGCUGUGCUUCGCCAAGCGAUGAACCGGCAGAAUCAGUCGUGACUGUAAAGGAGGCUCGUCCAUUUAAAUCUGUGGUGACUUAGCUAGCUUCACAGGUUAGCUUAGCGCUAGCAAGCUGCGUCUAGAGGAGCUUUCGUUGCUAGUGACUAUGCAAGGGGAAACUACGGCUAUACGAAUCACGGAAAACGAAGGCAAGCUGGAUGUAUUUCCCCAGAACAGGACCCCAAGCUCGGGGAGAGCAAGUGCCAAAAGCUGGCAGUACAGUGACCACAUGGAAAAUAUCGAUGGCUACCUAAUGAAAUACACCAAUCUGGUGACAGGGUGGCAGUACAGAUUCUUUGUGUUGAACAAUGAGGCGGGCCUGCUGGAGUAUUUUGUCAAUGAGCAGUCGCGGCCACAGAAGCCCCGCGGCAUGCUGCCCCUGGCUGGAGCCGUCAUCUCCCCCAGUGAUGAAGACUCGCAUACAUUUACUGUCAAUGCCAUCAGUGGAGAGCAGUACAAGCUCAGGGCCACCGAUGCCAAAGAGAGGCAGCACUGGGUCAGCAGACUGCAGAUCUGCACACAACAUCACACAGAGGCCAUGGGGAAGAGCAAUCCCCCACCUAAGUCCCGGAGCUACUCCAUGGCGUCUCAAGGCAGCGGCAGCUCACCCAUGAGCCUGCGCCGGCCCAGCCAAAACCCGGCCUCCUUGUUUGGCUGGUCGCAGGUCCACAAGGGCUCGUCACUCUACUCCAGCAAGAGGUCUCUGCUGCCAGACCACCUGAUGGACGCCAGAGAGAUGAUGACCCAGGCCCAGGGCCAGCACAGAGACCUGAUACAGAGCAUCGAGGGCCUUCCCGCCGCCCCAGGCCUCUCCCCUCUAGACCAGGAUCUGUUGAUGCUCAAGGCCACUUCCAUGGCCACCAUGAACUGCCUCAACGAGUGCCUGCACAUCCUCCAUCUGCAGCAGGUGGCCAGGCAGAGAGGCUCCCUGGGAGGACCCACCAUCGAGUGGCUGGAGCCCAAACUGCCCGACAUCCUGAAGAAUGGCAGCAGCUCCCUGGGCAGCUUCACCACAGGGGAGGGCGCGCUGGAGGGGAGCCGCUUGGAGCUCAGCAGCCCCGAGUCCUGCAGCUUCUCUGGGGAACAGGAAGACAUAGAUGCAGACGAUGAGGCGGAGGACUGCUUCACGGACAAAGAGGAGGAUUUGGGUGCUGUGGAGGAGGAGCGCAGCGUCAUCCUACACCUGCUGUCGCAGCUGAAGCUGGGCAUGGACCUCACACGGGUGGUCCUCCCCACCUUCAUCCUUGAGAAGCGCUCUCUGCUGGAGAUGUACGCCGACUUCAUGUCCCAUCCGGACCUCUUUGUGGCCAUCACUGACGGCAGCAGCCCGGAGGACCGCAUGGUCCGGUUCGUGGAGUACUACCUCACCUCCUUCCACGAGGGCCGCAAGGGCGCCAUCGCCAAGAAGCCCUACAACCCCAUCAUCGGCGAGACCUUCCACUGCUCCUGGAAGGUUCCCAGGAGACCAGACGCCUCCAAGGAGCCUUCACAGGGAAGCCCCGACCCUGCCGCCGCCACCCAGGACCCCUACCAAGUGCGCUUUGUGGCGGAGCAGGUGUCCCAUCAUCCCCCUGUGUCGGGUUUCUACGCUGAGUGCCAGGAAAGGCGGAUGUGCGUGAACACGCAUGUGUGGACGAAGAGCAAGUUCAUGGGGAUGUCCAUUGGAGUGUCUAUGAUCGGGGAAGGCUGUCUGUAUUUGCUGGAGCAUGAUGAAGAGUACACCUUCACUCUGCCCUGUGCCUAUGCACGCUCCAUCCUCACUGUUCCCUGGGUGGAACUGGGCGGCAAAGUCACCAUCAGCUGCGCCAAGUCCGGCUACUCGGCAGUCAUCACUUUCCAGACUAAACCCUUUUAUGGCGGCAAGUUACACAAGGUAACGGCAGAGGUGAAGCAUAACCCCACCAAUGCGGUUGUCUGCCGUGUGCAAGGCGAGUGGAACGGUGUUUUGGAGUUCAGCUACACCAGCGGAGAGACGAGGGUGGUCGACGUCACCAAGCUGCCGGUGACGAGGAAGCUCGUUCGGCCGACUGAGAAGCAAGGGCCAACCGAAUCCAGGCGCCUGUGGCAGCAUGUGACGGAGUCCUUGCGGCAGAAAGAUAUUGAAAAAGCCACGGAGCACAAGAGGAUCCUGGAGGAGAGGCAGCGGACGGAGGAGAGGCACCGUGCUGAGACCGAAACCGCCUGGAGGACCAGAUACUUCGACAGAGAGGGCGAAGGCUGGGUUUAUCACAAGCCACUUUGGAAAAACUCUGCUUUCAGAUCCUAGUUUCUCCAGUCUGUGUUUUGGAUGUCGAUAUUGUAGAUUCAAGAAUGUGUGCGAGCGCGUGUGUGUGCACGCAUGUGGUCGAGCGAUUAUGAAAUGAAAGCAUGACCCGCACUGACGUACAGAUGAAUGCGACAUUGGAGGAGAAGGACAGAGAGAUGGCGUGACGGAAGGUGUUCGAAAUCAUGAUGUUCACAAAGCCUCCUAGUACAAGUUUUUGUACUGCUGAUCAGUCGUUUUUUUUGUUUUCUUUUUAUAAUCCAAUAUCAUGGAAAACAUGUUCUUGUACAGAUAAUGGUACUUUAUUUACACAGCCUUAACAUAGUCUGAUGAAUGAAGCUCUGAGUUUGAUUGACCCGGAUAUGGUUCUUUUCUUCUUCUUUUUUUAAGCUCACGCGAGGGUGAAGUUGACUUUUGAGGAGUUUCUUCUUAAAAUAACAAAGAAAACCCCAGAUCAUCCUUUGUUUUAAAUUGGAUUUUGUAUAUUUCAGUGUAAAUGGUCAAUCCCACUAAAACAGAAACAGUUCCCACUGUUAAUAUUGAGUAUAUUUACAUGCACACCGUUUUUUGAUCUGGGCAAUACUUUGACUAUAACAUUUAUAUAACAUUUAAAAGGAGAAAAAGCAGCAGUGAAAGAUUAAACAUGUUAUUAAAUGCAUUCAUUUUGGGAGACAGAUUUAGGGAGGAGGAGCUUCGAGUUCUUAUAAUGCAUCUGAUUAAAUUGAACAUUUUAAAACUGUCUGAAAUCACUUCAUUUUUAUCAUACACGUCAUUGCAUUUACCGUGGCACCAUUGUGUUGUAUUGUAAAUGUAUCCACUAUAGUUCACUCAAUAAUUUCAGGCUUUCUUGAUUCAUUUUUGGAAGAAAAAAAAAAAAUCUCCAAUCCUGACGUUAUAUAACCCUUAUGAUCGCUGUAGCCAUGUUUCCUCUGCAGGAACUUUUCUCCAGGGACUAGAAACCUUUAGAGGAAUUUCCAUCAAAUUGGCCAGGGUCUAAAUUCGGUCCUAGGUAAAUUCUACUGUCCAAAAGGUUUCUGCUUAUGGUGAAACGUUCUUUGUGGGGUUGCAGCAGUGAAUAUUUCAAAUUGACUCUUGCAAUGUCGCCUGUUCCUCACUUUAUCUUGUCAGCUCUGUUGUAAAAAUGUGAAUAUUACCACCACCUACUGGACGUUUGUUGUAUUUGGUGCCUGAAUUCUGCAAGAACUCUGGACAGGCAUGAGGUAUUAACUCCAAAUACGGCAAAACAGCAACAAAUAGCAGUUACUCGAUGUAACUAAAACAGCAACUCAAAGACGACAUCAAGAGGGCGGGAUAAAUGACACUUAUUGUCUUUUUCUGAAUUAACCAAUCAGCGUUGAGCUCUGCUAGCCUUUUUUCUUCCCCAAAAAUAUCCUCGAAAGAACUUCUACAGGGGCAGUUCUUGCAAAAGAACGAGGCUUAUAGUCGCACAAAAUAAUACUUCAAUACUGACUUUUUCAUGUGUCAGCAGACUAAUUUGCCUAAAUUAAAUUCCUGGUAGCUUUAGGUGGGAAACACAGCUUAUGACAUCAACAAGAGCCACAAAUUAAAUUACUGAAAGUCCCUUUUUUAAGCAUUUAUCGCUGUAUAAUCAUGAUUUCUGACACAGUUGAUUUAUCUGUAAACAAGUAUGGUUUGGACUGAGCAAAGAUAAUAUAAAUUGCAGACAAGCAGCGUACAUUUUUACUUUUAACACUAAAUAAUAAUGCUAAAUGACAAAUUGCUCUAUUAACAUGUAUACUGAAUCUGACACUACAUCAAAUAGUCAAAGUAUUUCCUUACUUUUUGUUCAAUUCAAUUCAAUUCAAUUCAAUUUUAUUUAUAUAGCGUCAAUUACAGUCAAAUCGUCUCAAGACGCUUUACAGAACCCAUAUGCCUUGUUGAUUUUAAAAUCGUGCUUUUGUAUCCACAGUGCUUUCUGAUUUAAAUCAAUUCAGCUCGAAAUUUUCGUUUAAUCACUGCUGAAUGCUCCGGACGUUGAUCUGUUUAUCGACGAGGUCACACUGCUGGAAUGGCAUGUCGUAGACUAGCUGACAAGUAACCAAAUUUUACCGAAUAAUGAAAUGAUCGUGAAUGCAUCUAAAAUUCGCUGCUUUUUGUUUUAUUUUUUUCCCCCUGUGGUUUUGCAGUGUUUCUGGGGGAAAAAACUACCCUACAUGCAUGAUCGCAAAGUCUCUCCAUUCACGUCGAUUGCAGCAAAUAUACAUCUUGUGUCUGCGUUCUUUCAAUGUCUGUCGUAAAAGCUUUUAACCAAAUUUGCUUGUUUUGUAAUGCAAAUAAAUAUUUUCUUCGAAUGCGUGUCCCCCCCCCCAUCUUUAAUUGCUCUUAUUUUUAGAGCCACUUUUUUGUACAGACGCUCAAAUUUCUUCGUGUUUCCUUCUGAAGCCUACUAUGCUGUGAUGUACACCUCAUUUGUUGCCCUCUAAAACGACACAUCUGAAGCUAAUUCUCCACAGAAAGAGGACGCCCACCCUGCCAUUGAUAAGCUACUCCCUCCCAGUCUCGGUGCCUUAUGCAACUCUUUCUGUGCGUGUCUUCCGGCGGAGCAGCACAGCGUUUCCAUCGCUUCAUUUACCUGAUCGAUGCAAUGGCAUAUGCAUUGUUUGUGUGUGUGUGUGUUUGAUUUGUAUUUGUUUUAAGAAUCAGUGCUCGAUGCUGAGAAGUGGACUGAGCACUUGUUGACCUAUGAAAUGCACUGACAUUGAUGGAAACCUGAUGUAGAAAAAUGGACAUGUGUGAUAAUAUUAGAAUAAAUUGCGUAUCAGUUGUA
Molecule: messenger RNA, 5229 nt
Organism: Acanthochromis polyacanthus (spiny chromis)
Lineage: Eukaryota; Metazoa; Chordata; Actinopteri; Pomacentridae
Product: oxysterol-binding protein-related protein 11
Exons: 13
Coding region: 285-2444 (719 amino acids)
Cellular component (GO): cytosol; membrane; intracellular membrane-bounded organelle
Molecular function (GO): sterol binding
Source: RefSeq, a predicted model, not a curated record